Messenger RNA from Trichophyton benhamiae CBS 112371, 1440 nucleotides. Its product is annotated as extracellular proline rich protein. Lineage: Eukaryota; Fungi; Ascomycota; Eurotiomycetes; Onygenales; Arthrodermataceae. The coding region runs from base 1 to 1440 and encodes 479 amino acids. Gene Ontology annotation, molecular function: DNA binding. The transcript has a single exon. The record is from RefSeq and is a predicted model, not a curated record.
AUGGAGACAUAUCACGGCCAUGUUCGCACGCCUGCGGACGCAAUCAUCCUGUUCGAAGCAUGCCGGAUCGGCUUGCUGCCCAGAGUCCAGAGGAGACUAUCAGAAAAAGAGAGACAGUCGAUAAAGUCCGGCUCGGUGUUCGUCUGGGACGAGCGGGAAGCUGGCAUGCGGCGAUGGACAGAUGGCAAGUCAUGGAGCGCCAGCAGGGUAUCAGGCAGUUUCUUGACAUACCGAGAGAUGGAAGGGAAGCGCGGAGGCAGCCAUGCUGCGCAGGCGUCGAGGGCCGGGAAGACGCCAGACAGCACCAGAGGCAGUGAUGAAGACGGCGGCGAGGGUGGUGAAGAGGGCCCUGACGGCUACCGAUACAAGCCAGACGGCCUCAUGAAACAGUCAUUCAGCAUAACAACCUCGACCGGACAGCAUCUUCACUUGAUCAGCUACUACGCCCGGUCCCAUCCAACCGUUCCUGGCCUCAACCAGCCCUCGACCGACCCGUCGUUACGGCAUAUACAGCCGCAAAAGGGCUUAUAUCCAGAAUCCAGCGUCAACGACCAGCAGAACCUCCCGGUGGUCACACGAGGGCCUAUGGCCGGCACUGCUUUCUCAGUACCGCCUCCUGUACAGCACUACGCCCGUCCGCCGGCAGCUCACCCGCAUGGGUACUCUCCUACUACUUAUAACUGGCCGGUAGCACACCCACCGCCGAUGAAUGGACAGCCGCCGCACCCUGCGCAACCCGGAUACCCCCCAGGAAGCUAUCUUCCGCCUCUCUCAGGCGCCAACGGCCCUCCGCAGUAUCAAUAUGCUCACCCCCAGCACCCACAUAUGCCGCCCUCUCAGCCAGUCUACCCACCACAGUACGACCGGCCUCAUCCGGCUGAUCCUCCGCCUGGCCCCGUUGCUCAUGCCAGUAACGGCCAUAGUGCUAGUCCUCGCGGAUAUCCUUACUAUGCCACCGCAAGAUCACCAAGCCAUCCACAGGCUGGCCAUAUGGGACCCGGAGAGCCUGUCUAUCAGGCCGGCAGUAAACCAGACUCACGACAUAGUGUAUCAUCUACCGGUUCGCACUCUCCAAGAGAAGCAAUGAGCUCGCUGCAGCAUACGCCCAUGAGAUCUCCUGGCCUGUCACAUAUAAAUCGAUCUCCCCAGCAGUCAAGCCCACAACAAAAUGGCCACAGCCACGUUCAAGUGCAUGGACACGCUCAUGCCCACCCUCUUGAUGUUCCUCCGCCCGCUUCAUCGGCCACUGCUGUACCCAGCAUAAAUGCUCUGAUGAACGGUCCGCCACUCAACGACAGUGCCCGUAUACCAGGUUAUCACCAGGGAGUUCCAGCUCCUGGAAUGGCAGGUGACGGGCCAAAGGACAUCCCCAGCGAGAAGAUUGGGUUUGGUGAAGACAUGCGAGCCCUUCGACAACUGGACAGGGUGUUUACAGCUUAG